CAACAACUUUAUUAGCACCUGCCGCUAGGCGGAGAAGGGAUGAUCCGGAGAGAAGAGGCGCUUUAUCCGGCCCACGCCCGUUGUGGACUGAACCUGAUAAGCGGAGAAUCGCCAUAAUCUGACGACAGGGUGUCAAGACAAGAAUAAAGUCGAGGGCAACUCAGACCACUGGUGGAGGAGUUCGACGAGAAAGCAAGGCUUUCAGCCAGGAGUCGAGGUGGAGGUGGAGGGGUUGGGGAGCGGAGCCGGAAAUAGGAAACUACAGCUCCCAGAAGGCGUAGCGGCAAAGGUCCCGGAUGCUGGGGUCGUGAAGCCUGAUGGGAAAGGUAGUUUUGCGAGCGACUUAACCUAGAGGUUAGCGAGGUUGGAAGUUCUGAGGCCCGGGGACCCCGGAGUCGGAGAGAGAUGGAACUGGAGCAGAGAGAAGGGACCAUGGCAGCUGUGGGCUUUGAAGAGUUCUCAGCGCCGCCAGGCUCAGAGUUGGCGCUGCCUCCUUUGUUCGGUGGUCACAUCCUGGAGAGCGAGCUUGAGACAGAAGUGGAGUUUGUGUCUGGGGGUCUGGGUGGCUCCGGGCUCCGAGAGCGAGAUGAAGAGGAAGAGGCAGCCCGGGGCCGGCGGCGGCGCCAGCGGGAACUAAACCGCAGGAAGUACCAGGCGCUAGGUCGACGCUGCCGGGAGAUCGAGCAGGUGAACGAGCGGGUCCUGAACAGGCUCCAUCAGGUACAGAGGAUAACUCGGAGACUCCAGCAGGAGCGGAGGUUCCUCAUGAGAGUGCUGGACUCCUACGGUGAUGACUACCGCGCCAGCCAGUUCACCAUCGUGCUGGAGGACGAGGGCAGCCAGGGCACAGACGCCCCCACCCCAGGCAACGCCGAGAACGAGCCUCCAGAGAAAGAGGGGCUGUCCCCGCCUAGAAGGACGCCUGCACCCCCAGAACCUGGCAGCCCGGCCCCUGGCGAGGGGCCCAGCGGGCGGAAGAGGCGGCGAGCACCCCGGGACGGCCGCCGAGUGGGAGCUGCGCUGACUCCAGAACUGGCCCCGGUGCAGAUUAAGGUCGAGGAAGACUUCGGCUUUGAAGCGGACGAGGCCCUAGACUCCAGCUGGGUUUCUCGGGGGCCGGACAAGCUGCUGCCCUACCCCACCCUAGCCAGCCCCGCCUUUGACUGACCCCACCCCCACCCCAGUAAACCAGCCCCUAC
Molecule: messenger RNA, 1199 nt
Organism: Globicephala melas (long-finned pilot whale)
Lineage: Eukaryota; Metazoa; Chordata; Mammalia; Artiodactyla; Delphinidae
Gene: TFPT
Product: TCF3 fusion partner
Biological process (GO): apoptotic process; positive regulation of apoptotic process; apoptotic signaling pathway
Cellular component (GO): Ino80 complex
Molecular function (GO): DNA binding
Source: RefSeq, a predicted model, not a curated record